This is a messenger RNA of Solea solea (common sole), 1645 nucleotides long. It is a transcript of the gene slc2a15b, whose product is annotated as solute carrier family 2 member 15b. The transcript has 12 exons. Gene Ontology annotation, cellular component: membrane. Gene Ontology annotation, biological process: monosaccharide transmembrane transport. Lineage: Eukaryota; Metazoa; Chordata; Actinopteri; Pleuronectiformes; Soleidae. Gene Ontology annotation, molecular function: hexose transmembrane transporter activity. Bases 92 to 1645 code for a protein of 517 amino acids. The record is from RefSeq and is a predicted model, not a curated record.
UGUGGGAUGAGUGAGUGGAGAGUUUGUCAAAAAGUUGUGCACAUGAGCUGUUCCUUAUCGCAGACAAGCAGGAAUUAUUUAUUUUUCUUAAAUGGCGGAGGAGCUGUUAGUGGAAGGUGAUGCAAAGGGUAAUGGGCAACUCACAAGGUCACUGCUGGCGGUGGCUUUCCUGUCCUCAUUCGGCAGCUCCAUGCUCUAUGGCUACAAUUUGGCGGUGGUCAACUCCCCUGCACAGUACAUCAAAGCAUUCUACAAUGCGUCGAUUACAGAAACCCACCACUGGACUCCAGAUGAGAAGUUCCUCACCAUCUUGUACUCCCUCACUGUGUCGGUGUUUGCCAUCGGUGGCAUGGUGGGGGCUCUGCUGGUGGCCAAACUAGUCACCAGAUAUGGAAGGAGGGGGACAGUGGUGAGGUCCAGCAUGCUGGUGUUUAUAGGAGGAGCUCUGAUGGCCUUCAGCAGAGGGUGCGGGUCACCUGCCAUGGUCAUAAUUGGCCGCUUCAUCACAGGAGUACACUCAGGUAUUUCGCUCAGCGUGGUGCCAAUGUACCUCGGCGAGAUUGCGCCAAAGACACUACGAGGUUUCCUGGGCCUCAUUCCCAGCAUCCACAUUUGUCUCGGGGUCUUCAUUGCUCAGGUCCUGGGGCUCCAUGAACUGCUGGGAAAGGAAGAGAAUUGGCCUCUGCUUCUGUCCCUCGGGAUGUUCCCUGCCACUGUCCAGGUGAUGCUGUUGCCAUGGUUCCCAGAGAGUCCACGCUACCUGUUGAUAGACAAGGGAAAUGUGCACGCCACCAUCGCAGCCCUAAAGUGGUACCGCACUAAAGGAAACAUCCAGGCGGAAAUCGAUGAGAUGCAGGAGGAGCAGCGCUCUUUGUCCUCCGUCCAGAGCGUCUCUGUCUGGGGCCUGAUCAGGGACCGCUGCGUCCGCUGGCAGGUCAUCAGCAUCAUUGUGGUCAACGUCGGCAUGCAGCUGUCCGGCAUCGAUGCGAUCUGGUACUACACAAAUGAGAUAUUUAAAAACGCCGGGAUCCCAGAGCCUCACAUUCAGUAUACAACAGUGGGAACUGGUGCGAUCGAGGUCAUCUCUGGAGUUCUGGGGUGUUUCACGAUCGAUCGUCUGGGCAGGAAACCUCUGAUGAUUGGCGGCUUCCUCUUCAUGGGUAUCUGCUGUGCAGGGAUCACUGUGUCUGUCCUCUUCCAGGCGGAGCUGUGGUUCAUGCGCUACAUCAGUGUGGGCUGCGUUGUUGGAAUAAUCGCUGGCUUCUGCAUAGGCCCAGCUGGCGUGCCGUUCCUGAUCACGGCCGAGCUGUUUAAACAGUCACACAGACCGGCUGCCUACACUGUGGCUGGAUGUCUCAACUGGUUGUCCAACUUCACCAUCGGCUUCGUCUUCCCCUUCCUAGAGCUUGCUACAGGCCCUUACUGUUACCUGAUCUUCUGCGUGAUCUGCUUGGGAGUGGCCAUCUACACCAUCUUCAUCAUUCCCGAGACCAAGAACAAAACCUUUAUGGAGAUCAGUCAAAUGUUCGCCUCCAGGAACAACGUACUUGAGGAGGAGUUGACGUCCAACGGUCAUUUGAAAAUGGCUAUGAUGAACGGAUACGGGACCCUUUCCCAGUAUGAUGAGAAGUACGAGAUAGAGUGA